Electrophorus electricus (electric eel) is the source of this 1909-nucleotide messenger RNA. RefSeq names its product cyclin dependent kinase 10 (gene cdk10). Gene Ontology annotation, biological process: protein phosphorylation; regulation of mitotic cell cycle. Gene Ontology annotation, cellular component: nucleus. NCBI's taxonomy places the organism in Eukaryota, Metazoa, Chordata, Actinopteri, Gymnotiformes, Gymnotidae. The record is from RefSeq and is a predicted model, not a curated record. Gene Ontology annotation, molecular function: ATP binding; cyclin-dependent protein serine/threonine kinase activity.
GAAAAUGUGCAACUCUCGCGCCUGAUAGCUGCUAACUCUCGCGCCUGCUAGCGGUUUUGUUUGUGUGAUGGAGACUGCGGGAGACCCGGAACCAGAGCCGAUAAAGCUGAAGUCUUUAAAAACCACCAAACCGUUUACCGUGCCGCAGCAGGACAGGUUUGGGAACUGCAGAAGUGUGAAGGAAUUUGAGAAGCUGAAUCGCAUCGGAGAGGGGACGUAUGGCAUCGUUUACAGAGCACGUGACACAAUCACGCAUGAAAUUGUGGCCCUUAAGAAAGUGCGCAUGGAUAAGGAGAAGGACGGGAUCCCCAUCAGUAGUCUGAGGGAGAUCACUCUGCUCCUGCGCCUCAGACACCCCAACAUCGUUGAGCUCAAAGAGGUGGUGGUGGGCAGCCAUUUAGAGAGCCUGUUCCUGGUGAUGAGCUACUGUGAGCAGGACCUGGCCAGUCUUCUGGAGAACAUGCAGUCUCCUUUCUCAGAAGCACAGGUGAGGUUUGUGUGUGUGUGUGUGUUGCUCCAGGUGAAGUGUGUCUGUGUGUGUGUGUUGCUCCAGGUGAAGUGUAUAGUUCUGCAGCUGUUGAGAGGCCUGGCCUACCUGCACCAUAACUUCAUCCUGCACAGGGAUCUGAAGGUGUCCAAUUUGCUGAUGACAGAUAAAGGCUGUGUGAAGAUUGCGGACUUUGGCCUGGCACGGGUGUAUGGUGUCCCCCAGCAGCCGAUGACCCCCAAAGUCGUGACGCUGUGGUACAGGGCUCCCGAGCUGCUCCUGGGCACAAAGACGCAGACCACUGCCCUGGACAUGUGGGCAGUGGGGUGUGUCCUGGCGGAGCUUCUAGCCCAUAAGCCCUUGCUGCCUGGUAGCUCUGAAGUGCAGCAGCUUGACCUGAUUGUGCAGCUCCUGGGCACGCCCAACGACAACAUCUGGCCCGGUUUCUCUCGCCUGCCUCUGUCUGGUCAGUACAGUCUGCGGAAGCAGCCCUACAACAACCUGAAGAACAAGUUCACCUGGCUGUCAGAGGCUGGGCUCCGCCUCCUAAACCUACUCUUUAUGUACAACCCCCAGCGCAGUGUUUGUGUGUGUGGCAGGGCGUCUGCUGUCGAUUGUCUGGAAAGCUCCUACUUCAAAGAGAAGCCAUUACCAUGUGAGCCAGAGCUCAUGCCCACAUUUCCACACCAUCGAAACAAACGGGCAGGGCCUGCAAUCGAAAGCCAAUCAAAACGGACGGGGCCUGCAAGCGAGAGCCAAUCAAAACGAAGCAAAGGGGGCAGAUCAGUUGCAUCUUAGUCUUGCAAACAACUCAAAAGUGAAGUGACACCUGGCCCAGACUCUGUGUUCAGCACCACCCCUAGAACAGUUAUUCUGGACUCAGCGUCCGACUGCGCUGACGUUAGUUACAUGGACUACGACACGCAUUACCUGGCAUGGGUGUGUUAGAGCUGGAACAGAACUGAACGGUGAGGACUACACUGGGUGGGGGUGCAUGCAUGUGUAUUCAACAGUGCUCAGAUGUGCAUACAUGUAUGAUUUAUUCCAUGCGUGUAAUUUUUUACAAUUUUUACAAUUUGUGCUUCUUUUUUUUUGAGAAAAUGUAAAACCUUUUUAGUUUUGAAGUGGGUGAAUAAACAAACAGUAAAUGUGAAUCUGUCCCUCAACACGAUCCACAUGAGUUUAGUUUCAAUUAGUUCAGCUCAAAGGUCCUGCUUUUGAAAUGGAUGAAAACAGAAUAAGUUGCUACUGUCAUUUCUUUUACAAUUCAGAUUUAAUUAAUUCAGGCAAACUUGGUAGUCAUAACAGAAGACAGCUGUGCAGUCCCCGUGGCAACCAUGACCAACAACAGCGUCCCACCUUGACAUCUACAUGUACAAAGACCAAAUGACUACCCAAACAGAAACGCUGCUGUCAGAACCA